AUGCAGCUGCUGCAGCUGCAGCACUCCAACGAGCUGCAGCAGCAGCGGGCUUCGCAUGAAGCAGCAAUAUGUGAAAUUAGGGGGGGUUACGAGAAGCUGCUGCUGGAGCAGCAGCGGGGCGCAGCAGCAGCAGCAGCAGCAGCAACAGCAGCAGCAGAGCAAACCCUGCAAGCAGCAGCGGACUCUUUUGCUGCUAAACUUAAAUCAACAGAAACCCUCUUUCAAGAGAGACUCAAAGAAGCUGCUGAAAGUGCAGCACAAGAGAGAGAAACCCUCAUUCAAAGGCACAAAGAACGUGUGGAACGGUUGAUGGCUAGGCUUGCUGCUGCCGAGCAGCAGCACCUGGAGCAGCAGCAGCAGCAGCAGCAGCAAAUAUUUGCGCUGCAGCGAGAGGCGGAGGAGCUGCAGCGGCAGCAGCAGCAGCAUCAGCAAGAAGCAGCAGAGCUGCAGCAAGCCAGGGACGCAGAAGUUGCUGCUAGAGAUGCACUGGCGCAGCAGCUCUUUCUGCUGCAGCACAAAGCAGCAAAAGGAGCAGCAGACAAGGCCUGCCAAGCAGCAGCAAACACAGAAGCAGCAGCAGCACAAGUAGAUCCCCUCGUGCUGCAGUACCUUAGAGACACCGACGCACACCAGCAGCAGCAGCAGCAGCAGCAGCUCGUGGGCUCUUCAGAUACCGAAGAAAGGUCAGCAGCAGCAACAACAACAACAGCAGCAGCAGCAGCACGAAGCCCUGUGCCUAAGCUGCUUGCGGGCCCCGCGUCCUCACACCGAACUGUUACUGCUGCUGCAACUCAAACCCAGCAGCAGCAGCAGCAGCAGCAGGAAGAAGUGCUUGCAGCAGAUAUGGAGCAGCAGCAAGCUGUUCUCUCUGCAAGAAUUCAGCAAAUAGCGCAGCGGGCAAAAGCUAGGCCCUACGCCUUCCACAAAGCAGCAGCAAAUGAAGCAGCACCAAAAGCUGCUGCUGCAGCUGCUGCUCCUGCUCCUGCUGCUGCUGCUGCAGUGCCACCUGCAGCUGCAGCAGGGUCAGAAACUCCCCUGCUUUCGAGACAGCACAGCGGCGCUGCUGAAGGCCGCAGCCGCAGCAGCAGCAGCAGCAACAACAGCAGCAUCAGCAGCAGCAGCAGCAGCAGCAGCAGCAGGCAGCAGCAGCAGCCUGUGGCUUCGCUGCCUUUGUUUCGGAUGGAAGAGACAAGGCACCAGCGCUAUCUUCCAGGGUCUCCUUUAUCUUCUCUUAGCAGCAAGGGGGCCCCCCCAGGAGCAGCAGCAGCAGCAGCAACAGCAGCAGCAGCAACAGCAGCAGCAGCAGAUGGUUCUCCCCAGUCCCGGGCCUCACUCUCCUCCCACUUUUCCGCUUCCAACGAACCUCUUAUGUCCCAGAGAGCCAGUGACGUAAGAAGAGCAGCAGCAGCAGCAGCAACAGCAACAGCAACAGCAGCGACUGCAGCAGCAGCAGCACACUUAGUAGCAGUGGCCCCUCUUUUCAUGUCUUCAGCACUUUUGCUGCUUACAGAUCACUGCGCAGGCCCCCUCAAACCCUAA
Messenger RNA from Eimeria tenella, 1539 nucleotides. RefSeq lists its product as uncharacterized. Bases 1 to 1539 code for a protein of 512 amino acids. The record is from RefSeq and is a predicted model, not a curated record. Lineage: Eukaryota; Apicomplexa; Conoidasida; Eucoccidiorida; Eimeriidae. The transcript has 2 exons.